Molecule: messenger RNA, 1268 nt
Organism: Notothenia coriiceps (black rockcod)
Lineage: Eukaryota; Metazoa; Chordata; Actinopteri; Perciformes; Nototheniidae
Gene: il17rb
Product: interleukin 17 receptor B
Exons: 7
Coding region: 29-1129 (366 amino acids)
Molecular function (GO): interleukin-17 receptor activity
Source: RefSeq, a predicted model, not a curated record
UGAUUUUUACUGGUUUUCUGUGAGAAGAAUGCAAGCCAGUCUGAAAUAUCUGACAGACACUCGAAUAAUGAAUGGGGGUUCACCAACGUACCAUUGUCAAUACAACCCAAUUUUGGCCAAGGCAAACCUCACAGGAUCAAAGGUUUGGUUUAAUUAUUUAUUCAACGCAAGUUGUGGCCUUAACUUCAUCCAAGUUGCCAAUCUCCCACUGCCACCACCGAACAGCGGCAUCAACUACAAGACGACCACCAUCAGAAUACCUUGUUCAAAGCCACCUACAGAUGAGCCAGAAUCAGAAUCAACGAGUGUAUUACCAGACCCACCAGCAAGCACCAACAUCCCUGGUAUUGUCAACUACACCAGCAUAAGGGUGGCCAUUAUUGGAGGAAUGGCUGGUUUGAUGAUCCUGAUUACCUGCUACAUAAUCUAUAAAUACUUUGGAGCCAACUUUGCCAACUCAUUGGUUUUCAAAAGGUUGCCCACAGCUCCCAUUGUUCCUGUCCUGGUGGUGUAUCCUGCUGUGAAUUCAGCCUUCCAGCAGGCCGUGGUGGCCCUAGCAGAGUUCCUGCACGGGCACGGCGGCUGCAGCGUGGCUGUCGACAUGUGGCAGCAGGGGAAAAUCGCAGAGCUGGGGCCCAUGCGCUGGCUGGCAGAAAAGGUCAUGACUGCAAAGAGAGUGCUCAUCGUCUGCCCACAGCCCCAUUUACAGACCAGGGCCUCUUCACCCAACAUAACUCUUCAGGAACCCUCAAUCUCAGCUGCAGCUCAGGACCUCUACCCCCUGAUUCUCAACAUGGUGGCGAGCCAUGCCAAAAGCCCCGGCGACUUGGCUAAGUUCUGGGUGGUGCAGCUGGGAAAGCAGCGGGACAAAAAGCUUGGCAAUCUUCCACUCGAACUGAGAACCUGCAAGACUUUUAGUUUGAUGAAGGACUUAAACAAGCUGUGCAGGAGGCUGCAUACCAAGAGUAAAGAUGAGAAGACGAUUUCCGAUCUGUUCUUCAGACCAGGGGUUGCCUAUAUUGAAAAGUGUACAGGGAAGUUAAGGGAAGCUGUGGAAAAGCUAGGUGGACAGCAGCCAAGCAUUUUCAGUGAGGAGGAACCAUUGACAUCUGAGGAUGCCAUUGUUUGAACAUCUGCAAUAAAAUGUUGAUUGAUUUAUAGAGAGGUUGGGUUGGGAUAGGUCAUUGGUGAAUAGCUGAGUAUUUUAAUUAGUUAUCAUCCUCAUCAUCAUGUAACCUCAUGAACACAAGCACAAAGAAAGAAAGGCA